Messenger RNA from Myripristis murdjan (pinecone soldierfish), 1800 nucleotides. RefSeq names its product E3 ubiquitin-protein ligase MARCH3 (gene marchf3). The coding region runs from base 274 to 1032 and encodes 252 amino acids. The record is from RefSeq and is a predicted model, not a curated record. Gene Ontology annotation, biological process: protein ubiquitination. Gene Ontology annotation, molecular function: ubiquitin-protein transferase activity; zinc ion binding. The transcript has 6 exons. NCBI's taxonomy places the organism in Eukaryota, Metazoa, Chordata, Actinopteri, Holocentriformes, Holocentridae.
UUAGGAGGAGGAACACCUCCUAACUGCCUCUCUCCGAUAAACACCUCGAGAAAGUGCUGGUUUUCAUCCUAAGGGAAGCUAUCGUGACACAUCUGAGUAUUGGUGGAUAACAAGCACAUGAUCAUCCAUCCAGAGUGACAGCAAGCAGGAAGAAGCAGACAUAUACAGAUCAAACAGUUUCAUAAGGAGGCAGAACAACUGUUAGACACCAUACAUGGAGAGACAUUUGAAUAUGUAAUCUUGAAAAAGGGGUGAUGCUCCUGACAUGAGUGAAUGGCCCCUUAUAUUGCAGAUAUGACAACAGAGCAGCCCCUCAUGGGCCCCUGGGUGCCCAGCCCAGCAGGGGAAGUGAAAUUAAUGCCUGAGGAGGGGCUGGAGGAGGAGCGAAACAGCUGCAACCAGGAAGUAAUGGACCAUCCUGAGGAGAGCGCCUCUGUAGAACCGACACACAUCAGUGACAGUCUGUGCAGUGAGGAGCCAUUUUGUCGGAUCUGCCACGAGGGCGGGGGCCUCGAGGAGCUGUUGUCCCCCUGUGAGUGCUCUGGCACCCUGGCCAUGGUGCACCGAGCCUGCCUGGAGCACUGGCUCACCGCCUCCAACAGCAGCCACUGUGAGCUCUGCCAUCACCAGUUUGCACUGGAACGCCUGCCAAAGCCAUUCACAGAGUGGUUGUGCUCUCCGUCCAUGCAGCACCAGAGGAGGACGCUCUGCGGUGAUGCAGUGUGUUUCCUGUUCAUCACGCCCCUGGCCAGCCUCUCUGGAUGGCUGUGUGUUCAGGGAGCUAUGGACCUCUACUACACCAAUGGCAUGGAAGCACUGGGACUCCUGGUUCUCACCCUGGCCCUCUUCACCAUAUACAUUUUCUGGACUGUGGUGUCUCUGCGCUAUCAUAUGCAUCUUUUCAGGACAUGGAAGCAGACAGAUCAGAGAGUGAGACUGCAGAUUCCACUGCCAGUACACAGCACACAAAACCACCAGACCCUCUCCAUAAACUUCCUCAGCAAGACCACCAACAAAGAGACCAUGGUGUAAUCCACAAUCUACAACACUGUAGACACCUCAAACCAGGGACGGAGGCAGCAAUGAAGAGGAAAAGUGCUUUUGGGUUUGCAGCACACUUCUUCAUCCACAGGUGUUAUGGCAGCUGACGGAGGAUUCCUUUGUUUUUUUAAAGAACAGGAAAGAGCUAGGACAAGUAGAGGACUGCUCAGUGAAAAGUAAAUUACACCAGCAUUUAAAUUGUCUUUUUUUUUUUUUUCUUUUCCAAGCUUGUUUUAUGAAUCAAGUAAUGAGACCAAAGAAGAAAAUGGUCUCUGACUUUGAGAAACUACCUUUAAAAAAGGGGCAAAGGCCAAAAAACAUAUCACUGUGAAGAACUGAUGCGAGAUCAUGUGACACUUUUCCCAAGUCAGAAGACUGUCCCCUGAAAAAACCCCUGUGAGGUUUUUCAAACAGUUAGCCUUGGAACCUGGUUUACUUCAGAUCAGUACACACUGACAAUCAAUAUUUUCUGAGAAAGAAGCCAAUUUUUUUGUGACGAUCCUGUGCAUCAGCUGCUUCACGUGGAAUGAGGUUUCCACCAAAUGAAAACAAUCUGCUGUGACUUUGCAGUUCUGGUGACUGCAGGUGAAAAGCGCUUGUACUGUAAAGAAAAAAAUAACCAAGUUGUACUAAUUGUACUUGUUUAGGAAACUUUAUUAUGGAAACAAUUUAUUUGUAUAGGUUAACUUCAACUGAGGCUUCAGUGCCUCUACAUUCCCACAUACCCAUUUAAAUUGGAUAAGUCAAGGCAAAAUUUAA